Ipomoea triloba (trilobed morning glory) is the source of this 650-nucleotide messenger RNA. Its product is annotated as non-specific lipid-transfer protein 1. Gene Ontology annotation, biological process: systemic acquired resistance. Lineage: Eukaryota; Viridiplantae; Streptophyta; Magnoliopsida; Solanales; Convolvulaceae. Gene Ontology annotation, molecular function: fatty acid binding. The record is from RefSeq and is a predicted model, not a curated record. Bases 33 to 401 code for a protein of 122 amino acids. The transcript is spliced from 2 exons.
UUUAACUACACUACACUACACUGCUAGAAACAAUGGCGUUGUUCAAUAUGAAAGUUAGCUAUGCGGCAUUCGUUCUGUACUUGCUAGCUUCUCAAGCAGUGAUUUUUGACAAGGCAAACGCCGCCGGCGGCGGCCAGGGAGGCUGCGGUAACAUACCGGCGGCAAGCCUAGCACCUUGCCUUGGGGCUGCUAAGGAUGCAAGGGCUAAGGUCCCGCCGGCAUGCUGCGGCAAAGUCGGAGCGCUGCUGAAGACCGCCCCCAAGUGCCUCUGCGCCGUGCUGUUGUCUCCGUUGGCCAUCAAAGCCGGCGUCAACCCGGCGGUCGCCGUCACCAUUCCCAAGAGAUGCAUCAUCAAGAACCGGCCAGCUGGGAAGAAAUGUGGGCGAUACACCAUUCCUUGAGAAGACAUCGUCACCGGACAUUACGUGCAACUUGCAAGACUACAUUAAUAUAAAAUUAAAUUUGUAUGCCUAGAUUACUAUAUAUAAAAAUAAUAAAUUAGCUAUUGUAUCAUCAACUCUGGUGGUACGAGAUUGUAUUGUGGUGUCAUCAAGCUGCUACGUUUUCAUGCUUUAUGGGAGAUGAUGGUUUCAUGGUUUUAUAUUGAUUUUGUUUUGAGAGUAUGGUUUUAUAUUUAUAGAUAAUGGAAA